AUGGGGAAUGACAUGGGGCGGAGCGCAAACCGGAUGGCUAUCGGAGCCAUGGCGAACGCGACGCACUUCGAGAAGAAAGAGCUGCUUCGCCUGCAGCGCAAGUUUGUGGAGCUGGCCCAGCGGGAGGGCAACCCCUACACGAUCACCCGCGCCGAAUUCAGAGAGGCGCUGGAGUUGGUGGGCAUCAUGGAGUCGGACACCGAGAUCUUGGACCGAUUGUUCAGCAUGUUCGACAAGACCGGGAACGACCAGAUCAACUACAAGGAGUUCGUCGGGGGCCUGGCUCCUCUCUGCCACGGGACUGUCGAAGAGAAGCUUGCCUGUGUGGUGGAUUGGUGCGGCGGAGAUGGUGUGAGCACCAUCUACCUCCUGUAGAAGCCCACCCCAGGUUUGCUACGGGGAAAGGAAGGAAGUGAAAACCGGCGAGGCGUUUUCUUUUGCGUUUCUGUAAUGCGUAUUUUUAUGCCCCCCUCGAGCAGCAAACGGGGAUGACAUUCAGUAGAUAGGGAAGAGGGAAGGAGGGGGUUGCGUGACUAGAUGCAUUACGGACGUACGUGUCCGAGGUCGUCGUGGUUUUGAACGGAAGAGAGAAGGGCUGCUGGUUUCCUGUGGUAUCUUUUGCUGUUUUCUUCCGAACAAACGGAAAGAACAGAGUCCCCCCCCCCCCCCUUCACGGUGACGGGGUCCUACUCUGUUGGACGCAGGGGGUGGUGUGAAUUGUAUUAAAGUGUUUCGGCUGUACUGCUACUGCUCUAUUUUUAUUUUCUUUACCUGUGAAGCGUUACCAACCACACGCGCCCGAAAAGGACAGCGCAGGAAAACGGGGACAACAAAAAACGGCGUUAGUAUCUCGGUGGCCGCCGCUCUUCCUCCUCCUGUCUGUCUGUUCGCGGUUGCCAAGAGCGUGUCCUGCCUGGUUUGGUUUAGCUAGUAGCGAUUCCCCCGCACCAAGGCUUGACCUCCGGCCCCUGUCUGGCACCGACGCGACCUCUUUUUCGCGAGAAGGCAAGAGAGUCUUAUUUUUCGUUCCGUCUGUCGUUCCAGUUUUGCGUUGCUCUUGAGUGCAUCUGCUUGUUGGCACUGACUGGGAUGAUCGAGGGACGGCAUACGUCAGAGAUCAGGUUUGGACGGGGGAGGAGGAGGGGGGGGGCGUUUUCCGAUUCCGAGUAAGACGCGACGGCACGCAGGUAUCACAUAAGUAGGAAGUAAGAAGAAGAAUAGCGCAGCAGUGCCGGUAAAAUAGUGCGGUGGGGUUCAUUCAUUGGUGGGGGUAGAGUUGGUCGGUGUAAUGACGAGGAGGCUGUUUCUAUUAGUCGGGUACUACAUGUUGCUAAUGCUGUGCAUGGCAGCGUUGUCGGGACGGGGGGAAGGAUCGCUUUUUCUGGUGCGCAACAUGGCGAGCACGCGAGAAAUGUAAGGAUAAGGUAGCUUUGUCUUUGUUGUAUGGAGAUGAGAUGAGCGUUAGGCGUAUUGUUUGUGCGUGUGUUUCGUGUGACGAAUUGCUGUAGCUUCGGGCAGGUCGCCGUCGUUUUUCAGCCAGUCCGUCGAGAGAACCGGCCAAGGUGCUGCAGACCGUUUUAAUGUAUUUUGGGGGGGAGGAUUAUUUCCCCGUUGUAAAUGCCAUUCGUCACACAAACAACGUGUUUUCGCUGUUUCUUGUCGGUCUCUCUCUCUCUUAUUCCAUCUAUUUGUCUGUUUCCUGUUUUUAGCUCUCGCUCUGCAAGUACUUUCCCGCGGUCUCUCGCCAAGCAAGAUUAUUUCCGUUUCCUCUUUGCUUCCGCAGAACAACAAGAGAGAGGAGCAGCGUCGUAAUCUUGGUCGUUCGUCUUACGAAGAGCUUGUGCUGCAUGAUGUGUGGGUGACCUUGUCUCUCUUCCGUAAGGGAUUGUGGACUACAUUUUUUAAGUGUGUUUUGUUGUUGUGGUACAGUACAUAGUUGUAGGGUCGGUCCCUGCUGUUGUGCGUCGUUUACAUAGACUGACUAACUACCUCUUGCCUGGAUCGUUCUCGAAAUCGGGCUAGAGAGCGAGGGGUACGGUGGGCAGACGCACUGACUGUUCAUUGAUGCACCCCGGUGCUUGUCGAAAGUCAAAGGGGGUAGCAAAUCGGUUGGGCGAUGUCAAGGGUUUCGGGUUGCUUGCUGGUUGCA
Messenger RNA from Ectocarpus siliculosus, 2149 nucleotides. The record is from the annotation of a GenBank genome assembly. Lineage: Eukaryota; Phaeophyceae; Ectocarpales; Ectocarpaceae.